Messenger RNA from Phyllopteryx taeniolatus (common seadragon), 3626 nucleotides. It is a transcript of the gene klhl12, whose product is annotated as kelch-like family member 12. NCBI's taxonomy places the organism in Eukaryota, Metazoa, Chordata, Actinopteri, Syngnathiformes, Syngnathidae. The transcript is spliced from 13 exons. The record is from RefSeq and is a predicted model, not a curated record. Bases 1506 to 2963 code for a protein of 485 amino acids. Gene Ontology annotation, molecular function: protein binding.
GUCACUUUUCAGUCACAUUUCUACGGCAGCUAGUGUGUGUACACACUAUCGGGAGCGCGCACGGAAUGCCUCUCGUUACAAGUGCUUCCCGCCUUGUGUGCGCGCGCGCACGCACAUCGUGGUGUCUACGUCAGUCAAUUCCUGGAGCGGUUUGAGAGCUCUGCGUGACCCUCAAGGCAGCAUGGCCCCCAAGGACAUCAUGACCAAUUCCCACGCCAAAUCAAUCCUUAAUGCCAUGAAUUCCCUCCGCAAGAGCAACACACUCUGUGAUAUAACUCUAAGGGUAGAAAAUACGGAUUUUCCAGCUCACCGGAUUGUCUUAGCGGCCUGCAGCGACUAUUUUUGUGCCAUGUUCACCAGUGAGAUCACGUUCCCUGUUAGUGGGCCAACUAGCCAAUGUUUGGUGAAUUGUGCUUCACAAUGAUAGUAAGACAUCAAAGGACACAACGUCGCUAUGAACGCUUCCUGCUUGGCCGCCACUAAACCAGAGGUGGGCAAACUUCAGCCCGCGGGCCACAGACCAGAGGUGGGCAAACUACGGCCUCUGGGCCACAUCGGGCUCGUGGAUCAUUUCAAUCCAGCCCACCAAAGAUUGGUACAGGAUCGCCCAAAUCAUAUCAAAAUCAUGACUACAUUCAUUUGACCUUGUCCUGUAAUGCAGACUGGUUCCACCAGGUUGUGCUGUAAUGCCCAGGGCUUCCACCAGGUUGUCCUGUAAUGCCCAGUGGUUCCACCAGGUAGCACAGUAGGUACAGUGAUACAUUGACUUUGGCUGUUCUGUUUUUACUCUGCUACUGCUCUGAACCCUUCUUCAACCAUGAGUGGGCCAAAGAAAAGAAAAGAAAAGUCGACAGUGAGUGCCAAGUGUUUAAUAUAGAAUGGACCACGAAAUACUUUUUCACUGAAGUCAGGUCAAAUGCUGUAUGUCUAAUUUGUUAAGAAACCAUUGCGGUUUUAGAGGAAUAUAACAUCAGCCGUCACUUUUCUACCAAGCAUGCUGAUUAUGCUAACAGCCAAUCGACGCAGGAACUGAUGGCUACGGCUCAGCCGUUUAAAAAAUCAAGCUUGCACCUUCAUCUGACUAACUGCCAUCCAAAUUCAGUCACACAAGACCCUGAAAAAGCGCCACAGGAGCUGCAGAUGGAACUCCAAUGUGAUAUUGUCUUAAAAGAGAAGUUUUAGUUUUCAGCCGAGGAGCAUUUACUGAGUUUUAUGCUUCAUCAAGCGCAGACAAAUUUCCCCAAAUCCGGAAGAUGGCACAGAGGAUGCUCUACGUAUGGUGUUUGGCUCUACUUUUAGUGUGAUGAACACCAACAAAACAUCCUCAAGAUCCCAGCUGAGUGAUGGAACACCUCAGAUGAGUUCUGAGAAUUGCCACAACAAAACUGACACCAGCCUUUGAUGCACUGGCAAAAAAGGGGAUCAACAAAACAACACUGUUCCCAUUAAAACUUGCAGAAAAGGGAAAAUCCUUUGUGGACAUCCAGGGUCUGACUGCAUCAACUAUGGAGAUCUUGUUGGACUUUGUCUACACAGAGACGGUGCUAGUUACAGUGGAGAAUGUGCAAGAACUGCUCCCUGCAGCAUGCUUGCUUCAGCUGAAAGGAGUGAAACGAGCCUGUUGUGAUUUUUUGGAGAGCCAACUCGAUCCAUCGAACUGUCUGGGCAUCCGUGACUUUGCCGAAACGCACAAUUGCCUCGACUUGAUGCAAGCUGCCGAGCUCUUUUCCCAAAAGCAUUUCUCCGAGGUGGUUCAGCAUGAGGAGUUCAUGCUGCUGAGCCAGACAGAAGUGGAAAAGCUGAUCAAAUGUGAUGAAAUCCAGGUGGACUCAGAAGAGCCUGUAUUCGAAGCUGUGCUGAACUGGGUCAAACACAACCGAAAAGAGAGAGAGCCCUGUUUGCCAGACAUGUUGGCGUUUGUCCGAAUGCCGUUGCUGACCCCCCGCUACAUCACAGACGUCAUUGAUGCCGAGCCCCUGAUACGUUGCAGUCUGCCCUGUCGCGACCUUGUCGAUGAAGCUAAGAAGUUCCACCUGAGACCAGAGCUGAGGAGCGAGAUGCAAGGCCCACGCACACAAGCGAGAUUAGGUGCCAAAGAAGUCCUUUUGGUGAUUGGCGGCUUUGGCAGCCAGCAAUCACCAAUCGACAUAGUGGAGAAAUAUGAUCCGAAAACUCAGGAGUGGACCUUCCUCCCGAACAUUGCGAGGAAACGACGUUACGUUGCCACAGUGUCUCUCCACGAUCGUGUCUAUGUGAUUGGAGGUUAUGACGGACGGUCAAGGCUCAGCUCAGUGGAGUGUCUGGACUACACGGCGGACGAGGAUGGGGUUUGGUACACCGUCGCCACUAUGAAUGUGCGCCGUGGCCUUGCUGGAGCCACAACGCUUGGAGACAUGAUCUAUGUUGCCGGCGGCUUUGAUGGGAGCCGGCGCCACACCAGCAUGGAGCGAUAUGACCCAAACAUUGACCAAUGGAGCAUGCUGGGAGAUAUGCAGACAGCCCGAGAAGGUGCUGGUCUGGUGGUGGCCAGUGGACUGAUAUACUGUCUUGGAGGCUAUGAUGGACUCAACAUACUGAAUUCUGUGGAGCGGUAUGACCCCCACACAGGCCACUGGACGAGUGUGACCCCUAUGGCCACGAAGCGCUCAGGGGCAGGCGUGGCUUUACUCAAUGACCACAUUUACGUGGUCGGAGGUUUUGAUGGGGUUUCACACCUGGACUCUGUUGAGCUUUAUAACAUCAGAACAGACUUUUGGACCACUGUGGCCAGCAUGACCACGCCUCGAUGCUACGUAGGAGCAACUGUCCUCAGAGGACGACUGUAUGCCAUCGCCGGAUAUGACGGGAACUCUCUUCUCAGCAGUAUUGAAUGUUACGAUCCAGUGAUGGACUCCUGGGAGGUGGUUACCUCCAUGGUGACGCAGCGAUGCGACGCAGGAGUCUGCGUUCUACGAGAAAAGUGAUCUUUUCUUGAGAGCUGCGUGAACCGCAAGCGGGCGAGCGGCAUCGAUGCAAAGCAGGCAGCUAGACUUGGAUACAAUGCCACUAGAACAGACUUUGUUUGUUUGUUUUAGUUGUUCGGCAGCCUAACCAAGGGAACUUCCAAGAAGAAAGCUCUCGUUCGCUGGACGUUAAAUCCUUCGCCAUUUCACAGGUAGAACUCGGCCGAGAUGAACCUCCGAGUAUCCCGCCGCCGUCUGCAUGGCUCUCCUUAGUGGCGCUUGUUACUGUUGUUAAUCUGUGAGAUUAUUUUGAUCUUCAAAGUGCAAUAUAUUUGUACACAUCAUCAGAAAAGAGAUGCCGCUAAACGCCUUAUGACUUCGUCUUGCAUCGCAUUGUGAACAUUCAUGUUGCCUCUCAGUUUAAUGGGCCAUUUGCCAGCCUACGAGCGCACCGCUUUGUAAUUCUCUUUGUAAGGAUUGCUUGUAGACUCGGAUCCCCGAAAUAAAACGACUUCAUACAAAUUUAGGAUAGUUUUACAAGAUCGCUCAAUCUGUUCCAUUGAAGUUGUCGUUUUUGGGUUUUUGACGUCCCUUUCAGGCACGCCAUUUGUUUCCCUCGCAAGCAUUUCAAUUUGAAUGUUACUUCAACACUGUUGCUCAUAAAGUCAGCCGAUUUGUCUUUUC